AUGCCGCGCAUAAUCAUCACCGGUGCCUCGGGCGUGUUAGGCAGCGCGGUGUACGCCGCAUUCACAUCGGCAGGCCACACCGUCUUGGGAUUGGCCCACUCGCGCCCCACAGGCCAGCUGGAGCAGCUUGACUUGACGGAUUACGAUAAAACUGAACAAGUGUUCUCCAAGUUUGCGCCUGAUUGGGUCAUACACUGCGCGGCAGAGAGACGACCGGAUGUAGCGGAGAAGGACCCAGAAGCCGCACGGAAACUCAACGUCUCGGUUCCCGAAAGCCUCGCGCAGCUCUCCAAGAAGCUUAAACAUAAGCUCGUGUACAUCUCCACUGACUACGUAUUUGACGGAACCUCUCCGCCGUACACACCAUCUUCACCCACAAACCCGCUCAACCUGUAUGGCCAGACGAAGCGAGACGGUGAGAUCGCUGUCCUCGGCGUCUCCGAUAGCCAGUCUAUCGUCCUUCGCGUACCCGUUCUGUACGGGCCCGCGCCCAACAACUCGGACAGCGCGAUUAACAUCCUGCUCGACGUCGUCAGUGACCAGAGCGGCAAGCAGUACAAGAUGGACCAUUACGCGACGCGCUACCCCACGAACGUCGUGGACAUCGCAGACUUCCUAGUCCGCCUGAGCGGCCUGCCCGCGUCUCGCGUGAUCCCCCCUAUCUUGCACUACUCCGGCGGCGAGCCCUUCACCAAGUACGAGAUCUGCCUCAUCUUCGCGCGCAUUCUCGGUGUGUCGCACGCACACAUCGUCGCCGAUGCCGAACCGCCCAAGGAUGGCACUCCGCGCCCACGCGACUGUCAGUUGUACACCCGUGAGACGGAGGACCUGAUGGAGGGCUAUGGUGGGUUGGGGUGGACACCUUUCGAUGAGUGGUGGACGGAGCACCUCACAAAGACGCAGUAAACUCGCGAGCCUGAAGGAAGUUAUGCAAAAGAUGUACGAAUAUAUGUGAUGUUUUAUAGACUUGUAACGUAUCUGGAUGGAGGUGAUUUACACGUUUUGA
Messenger RNA from Trametes versicolor FP-101664 SS1, 1006 nucleotides. RefSeq names its product NAD-P-binding protein. The transcript is spliced from 9 exons. Gene Ontology annotation, biological process: S-adenosylmethionine biosynthetic process. Bases 1 to 906 code for a protein of 301 amino acids. NCBI's taxonomy places the organism in Eukaryota, Fungi, Basidiomycota, Agaricomycetes, Polyporales, Polyporaceae. The record is from RefSeq and is a predicted model, not a curated record. Gene Ontology annotation, molecular function: methionine adenosyltransferase regulator activity. Gene Ontology annotation, cellular component: methionine adenosyltransferase complex.